Messenger RNA from Drosophila teissieri, 805 nucleotides. Its product is annotated as ankyrin repeat and LEM domain-containing protein 1. Gene Ontology annotation, molecular function: endonuclease activity. The transcript has a single exon. The record is from RefSeq and is a predicted model, not a curated record. Lineage: Eukaryota; Metazoa; Arthropoda; Insecta; Diptera; Drosophilidae. Bases 23 to 784 code for a protein of 253 amino acids.
AAGUUUAAGUUCACACAGAAAAAUGUCAAAAUUAUUAGUAUUCGAUUUUAUCCAAACCAUCCAUUUACAUCUUAGAAAUAACUUUAAAAUCGUAGUCAAAGCUAGAGACAUUAGUUACUCCGUGGGUACACUCCACAAACAUCACACCAAUUUCUCUCCAGAGCUGGAAAAGACCAUAAAUUCCGAGAUUAAUUUUAGGAAUAUCAGUAACCUUAUAAAGUUUGUCCGACAACAUAGUAAGUGGUACCGAGAUAAUGACUGCAUUAAUCGCCACUAUUUUAACUACAUAUUGCUGGAUCCUCGAGUUACAAAUAAUCUAAGGGAACGGGCUAGUCAUCUUCACCUAAUGGACGUUUGGUAUACCUUUCUAAGAGCGAUAUUCUAUGUAGGCAAAGGCAAGGCCACCCGCCCCUAUGUUCAUUUGAAGAAUGCCCAGAAACUGGUAGAUGAAACCAACAGCCUUACCUUAGUAAAGGACCCCAAACUGGCCUUAAUAGUGUCCAUAUGGAAGGCGAAUCGUGGAGUCUUACUAACCCGCGCUUUUCAGGGAAUCUCGUCAAAAGAUGCGCAAACUCGUGAGGCAUCCAUCAUUGAUGCUCUCGGUAUGAAUCAUUUGACUAACCGGCGAUUGGGUGUUUACUGUGGUCGAGCUCGAAGUUUAUCGAAUAAGGAGAGAAAGUAUCUGGGGAUAGCUCUACUUUACAAAUUGAUGAUGAAGUUUCUGGCAACAGAAGAGAAAGAAAUUUUUCCUCUAAAGAACACCAAAGCUGCUAUGGCAGCCUAAAUCAAUAUAAAAUAUACUUGU